UCCGGCAGCGGGGAGAUGGGUUUAAAAAGCAGCCACACGGGCCGAAUCAAGCCCAUAAGUCGGGGGUCGGCGGGACCUUCCCGUGGUAGUCGCUCUUCCAAAACCUUCAAACCAAAGAAGAAUAUUCCAGAGGGCUCUCACCAGUACGAGCUGCUAAAACAUGCUGAAGCCACGCUUGGCAGCGGUAAUCUCCGGAUGGCUGUUAUGCUUCCAGAGGGUGAAGACUUAAAUGAAUGGGUUGCAGUUAACAGUAAUGGUAGUCGCUCUUCCAAAACCUUCAAACCAAAGAAGAAUAUUCCAGAGGGCUCUCACCAGUACGAGCUGCUAAAACAUGCUGAAGCCACGCUUGGCAGCGGUAAUCUCCGGAUGGCUGUUAUGCUUCCAGAGGGUGAAGACUUAAAUGAAUGGGUUGCAGUUAACACUGUUGACUUCUUCAACCAGAUCAAUAUGCUUUAUGGGACCAUUACGGACUUCUGCACGGAGGAGAGCUGCCCCGUGAUGUCUGCUGGCCCAAAAUAUGAGUACCACUGGGCAGAUGGGACAAACAUAAAGAAACCAAUUAAGUGCUCUGCACCAAAGUACAUUGAUUACCUGAUGACUUGGGUCCAGGAUCAGCUGGAUGAUGAAACGCUAUUUCCUUCUAAAAUAGGUGUACCCUUCCCAAAGAAUUUCAUGUCAGUGGCAAAGACAAUUUUAAAGCGUCUCUUCAGAGUUUACGCUCACAUUUAUCACCAGCACUUUGAUCCAGUGAUCCAGCUGCAGGAAGAGGCACACCUUAACACUUCUUUCAAGCACUUUAUAUUUUUUGUUCAGGAAUUCAACCUUAUUGAUAGAAGAGAACUUGCACCACUUCAGGAACUGAUUGAAAAACUCACCUCUAAGGACAGAUAAAAGGAAGAGGAUUUCUUGAAAAAUCCCUUGUUUCUUUAAGCGAGCGUGUGGUAUUUUUUUGUUCGUUUGUUUUUUUUUUUUAAAAAACAACACAAAACCCUGUGCUGUUACUAAUGACGGCCAAGAUCUACUUUCUGUGCUUUUCUUAGGGGAAAUCUUUUCUCUGUUAGUGACACGUGGUAAAUAGCUUUGGUUUGGUUUAUUUUUUUUUUUUUUCCUCCCCCGAUUGUUGUUAAUUCAUUGUGGAAUUUUAGCAGGUGCUGAGUGUUUAUAAAGGAAACAUGCUUGGGUGGGGGAUUGACUCUGCUGGUGGAUGGGUUCUUGUGUUGUGGCAGUGGUUGCCCGUUCUCACGAAAGUCCCUAAAAGACUUGCUUAUUUUCCUCUAAGUGCCUUGGCAGACUCACUUCUGAGGUGCAAAGCACAUACAAUACUCAACAUUGCUGGAAACAGAAAAUACAAACUAACACCCAGGACACUUACUGAUACUUCUUUUAGAAAAAGAAAUAUAUAUAUAUGCUUACACUAAAAAAAAAAAAGCCAUAACUUA
Messenger RNA from Calidris pugnax (ruff), 1439 nucleotides. RefSeq names its product MOB kinase activator 1B (gene MOB1B). The transcript has 7 exons. The coding region runs from base 16 to 891 and encodes 291 amino acids. NCBI's taxonomy places the organism in Eukaryota, Metazoa, Chordata, Aves, Charadriiformes, Scolopacidae. Gene Ontology annotation, biological process: hippo signaling; positive regulation of protein phosphorylation. The record is from RefSeq and is a predicted model, not a curated record. Gene Ontology annotation, molecular function: protein kinase activator activity. Gene Ontology annotation, cellular component: nucleus; cytoplasm.